Messenger RNA from Rosa chinensis, 2909 nucleotides. Its product is annotated as disease resistance protein RUN1-like. The transcript is spliced from 9 exons. The coding region runs from base 522 to 2768 and encodes 748 amino acids. Gene Ontology annotation, molecular function: ADP binding. Gene Ontology annotation, biological process: signal transduction; defense response. The record is from RefSeq and is a predicted model, not a curated record. NCBI's taxonomy places the organism in Eukaryota, Viridiplantae, Streptophyta, Magnoliopsida, Rosales, Rosaceae.
GUUAAAUCGGGAUUUUGAAAACUGUGAGGCUGAAGUUGACAACAACACAAAAUUGAUGUCAAAAUUUGAAGAGGGGAGCAUAUUUGGGACUAGGAAACAUCACUCUGAGGGCCCAACGCGAUACAUCCUCUGCCCUGAAAGAUCUUCUGCUCGCUCCUCCGCGCACAUCUCUCAAAACCUGAAGUAAAUGGAUCAAUCACUGCUUACGCCACCCAAAUAGUUGAGACAAUCCCUUGUGCUUAGUGCAGUGUUGCUUGAAGCAUGCCAAGUAGUUAGAAUUUUGGAUGGUUGAUGGUCUUUACCGACUUCACUUUGGAUACACAAUUGACAAGCUUAAUACAGAGCUCUAAAGCAUUGUUGAAAGAAAUGUUUAAUCGACUGUCGGAAGAAUAAGUACUCUGGUUUUGAGCUUCUCCUCCACCUGCUCAUCAUCUAUCUUUGCAUUAUUUCUCAAAUAUCAACCUAGCUGGAUUUUCAAGUCAUCAGUUGUUUUGGGAGAAAACUUUCAGUCCGUACUACCAAUGGCCAGAAGCACAGUCCAUGAAGCAUUCUCUUCAUUUUCCUCCUCAAAAAAAUGGAUGUAUGAUGUGUUCUUAAGCUUUAGAGGUGAAGACACUCGGAACAAUUUCACAGGUCACCUUUAUAUGGCAUUACAAGGUGCCGGAAUCAGCACUUUUAUUGAUGAGCAGCUAAGAAGAGGGGAAGAUAUAACAGGUGAAUUGCUGCAGGCCAUCCAAGGGUCCAGUAUUUCUGUGAUUGUCUUUUCAAGAAACUAUGCCGAGUCCACUUGGUGUCUGGAGGAGCUGGUGAAGAUCAUGGAGUGUAGAAAAAUAGCGAGGCAAAUGGUUUUGCCAAUAUUCUAUCAUGUUGAUGCUUCAGAUGUCAGGAAACAGACUGGUAGUUUUGCACGAGCAUUCAAGAAACAUGAAGAGGACUUCAUGUUAUAUGAAGAUAAGGUUCAGAGUUGGAGAUGUGCUCUUAAUGAAGCUGCAAACUUGUCUGGCUGGGCUCUUCAAAACACUGAGGAAAGGCAUGAAGCAAAGUUUGUCAGGAAAAUUGUUGACGAGAUUACAAGACAGCUUCCGAGUGAAUACUUAAACAUAGCUGUCUACCCAGUUGGAAUAAAUUCUCGUGUGCAAGAUAUAAAUCAUCAUUUAUGUAUUGCAUCAAAUGAUGUUCGUAUGGUUGGAGUUUUGGGGAUGGGUGGAAUGGGUAAAACAACAGUUGCCAAAGCCAUAUAUAACAAGUUUUACCACGACUUUGAAGGUAAAAGUUUCCUUGCAAAUGUUAGGGAAACUACAAAGCAAACCAAUGGUGAGGUUCUUCUGCAAGAACAACUUCUUUCUGAUAUCUUGAGAACAACCAAGAUAAAGGUAGAUAGUGUUCAUAGAGGGAUCAAUGUGAUCAAGAAAAAACUUAGAGGUUUAAGGGUACUUGUCAUAAUUGAUGACAUUGAUCGAAUAAGCCAGCUGAAUGCGUUGGCUAUAAACCCUAUAAACAAUGCAUGGUUUGGUUCAGGAAGUAUAGUCUUAAUAACAACAAGAGAUGAACAGUUGCUAAAGCAACUGAGAGUGGAUGCAAUCUAUUUGACAGAAGCAAUGAAUGAAGAUGAAGCUCUUGAGCUCUUUAGUUGGCAUGCUUUUGGUAAUAGCUGUCCUGAUGAAGAAUAUUUAGAACUCUCAAGAAGUGUGGUCACUUAUUGUGGCGGUUUGCCACUAGCUCUUGAAGUAUUAGGAUGUUUCCUGUUUGGAAGAAGCAAUAUAGAGUGGGAAAGUGCACUGGAGAAAUUGGAGAGAAUUCUUGGUAAUGACCAAGUUUGGGAAAAGCUCCAAAUUAGCAUUGAUGGACUAAAUAAGGAUGGAAAGGAAAUAUUCCUUGACAUAGCUUGUUUCUUUGUUGGAAUGGAUAAGAACUAUGUCAUACAAAUAUUGGAUGGUUGUGGCUUUUCUGCAGAAAUAGAAAUCAAAGUCCUCCUUCAACGGUGUCUUGUAACUGUUGAUGACGGAAACAAGCUGAUGAUGCAUGAUUUGCUUCAAGAUAUGGGUAGAGAAAUGGUACGCGGAGAAUCUACUAACCACCCUGGAAAACGUAGUAGAGUUUGGCGUUAUGAAGAUGUAAUAGAUGUGUUGACAAACAAAUCUGGAACUGAAGAAGUUCUAGGACUCACAUUAAAUAUGUCAAAAUAUCACAAGGUAAGUUUCAGUGCUGAAGCAUUUAAGAAUAUGAGGAGUCUGAGAUUGCUUCAACUGAACUACGCACAACUUAGUGAUUGCUAUAAAUACUAUCCCAUGCACAAAUUAAGAUGGUUGUGCUGGCAUGGGUUUCCUCUCGACUGCAUACCAAAGGAGUUUAUGCAACCAAACCUAGUUGCUGUUGACCUGCAAUUUAGCAAACUCACACAAGCUUGGAAGGAUUGCGAGUUUCUUGAGAAGUUCAAGAUUCUUAAUCUCAGUCACUGUCAUCAUAUAUCACAAACACCAGACUUUUUAAAACUCCCAAACCUGGAACAGUUGAUACUUGAAGACUGUGAGUGUUUGUCCGAGGUUCAUGAGUCCAUUGGAGAUCUUAAAGCACUUUUUGUGCUAAAUUUGCGAGAUUGCAAAAUGCUUAAGUAUCUCCCAAGGAGUUUCUACAGCUAUGAGAACAAUACCAUCUAUAGAAGGACUGCAGAACCUGAAAUUAUUAGCUCUAUGUGGCGUCGAAUCUUUAUCUCUGCAAUCAUCUCCUUUGUUACCGGGAUUUUGUUAUUUAAGAGAAUUAUAUCUUAGAGACUGCAAAUUAACUGAUGAUGCUAUAUUUCCAAAGGAUCUUGGGAGUACUCCAUCUUCAUUAGAAGUUUUACAUCUGAGAGGAAAUAAUUUUCAUACCCUUCCGAGCUUAGGAGGCCUUUCCAUGCUGAUGACGCAAUU